Molecule: messenger RNA, 1443 nt
Organism: Symbiodinium necroappetens
Lineage: Eukaryota; Dinophyceae; Suessiales; Symbiodiniaceae
Source: the annotation of a GenBank genome assembly
AUGGUCAGUGUGAGUUUGAGCUCUGCCGAGGUGGUCGAGGCACAGCAGCGAUCUCUCAGCACAGGGACACUGCCCUUCGCCCAGGUGUUACCCGGGAGUGUGCUUGUCGGCGAAAGUCAUUUACUUCAAGUGUUCUUCACUGCGGGACAGACGGUCAGCGACGCAACAGUUGAGGUUGAGGCGCCGCCCGGCUUUGCCUUCAGCCCCAGCUGCACCGCCGAGGAACUGCCGGAGACCAUUUACAGGAACGGAGAGACACCGGACUCAGUUGUCAUCGAGAGAUUUGCCGUUGUCCAGGACGUGCAGGCACGGUGCUUCUGUCUUGGAGAUGCCAAUUGCCCCAUCCUGGGCUCUGUUGGCAAUGAGUUGGAGAGCCUGCUCUUAAGCCGGGGGAAAGCACAUUGGGUUCUGGGUAAGGCAUGGCCAGAGGUUCGCUGGACUGCGGCGCUGCAGUCCUGCCCCCUUGUGGCAAUCCUUCGCGGUGUUACGCCGACAGAGGCAGCACAUGUCGGUAAAGCUCUCGCAGAAAGCGGAUUGACAAUCCUGGAAGUUCCCUUGAACUCGCCGCAGGCUCUGCAAAGCAUUGCACUUCUCGUCCAACAUCUGCCGAAUGCCAUCGUCGGUGCCGGCACUGUCUUGAGCGCUAAAGAGGUAGAUGAAGUUCACGGCGUGGGUGGCAAGCUCAUUGUCAGUCCGAACAUGGACCCGAUCGUGAUCCGGAGGACCAAGGAGCUUGGUCUCAUCAGCUUUCCAGGUGUUUGCACGCCUACGGAAGCCUUCGCAGCAAUAAAAGCUGGUGCAGAUGGAUUGAAGGCCUUUCCCGGAGAGCAGCUUCCGCCCAACAUCAUCAAAGCAUGGAGAGCAGUUCUGCCAAAAACUACAUGUCUUAUGCCUGUUGGAGGAGUGUCCACCGAAAACAUGGCAGCAUACCUCGAGGCUGGUGCGAGUGGUUUCGGAGUUGGCACUGCCCUAUACCAAGCCGGUGACACGGCAGACACUUGCCGCAAGAAGGCGCAGACUUUUGUUCGCAAGUACCGGGAGCUGGCCAAAGAUGCUGCUGGUGACGUGGAUCCUCCAGCAAAGCGGGCGAGAGGCGCGACGACCACCUCAUUCUCAUUUCAUGUAAAACUGUCUCGUUCUCACGAAGACGAGAAGUGGGGCUUCUUCUGGGAACCCGAGAUCCUCAAGCAAUCCAACCGCCGUGUUCUCCGCAGCAUUGUCGCUGCGCCUGGGAGCCCCUUUGACAUGUGGAACCAUGAGAACCCGCACCUGGCAGCAGUCGAGGGUGACGAGCUGGUCCAGGUGAAUGAAGGAGGCAAAUCUGCUCCUGAUAUCGCACGGGAGCUCAAGCUCGGAACUCAAAGCGCGGUCAUGCGAAUUUUGGGUCAAAGGCGCAGGGUUUCGGCAGGCUUUUCCCGUAUUAUUUCCACGCGUUUGGCUUGA